AUGAGUGAUGAUAUUAAUCAAAAUAGUUCACAAUCAAACACAAAUACAUACUACAAGCGUAAAAAUUGGGACGAACAAGAGAAAACAAUCUUAUUAAGAGCGCUUAAAAAAUAUGGUUAUAAAGACAUUGAAAAUAUCGCGAAAGAAUUCCCAUAUAAAACACCGGCUGCUGUCAGGACGAUGAUUAAUAAAUUGCAUUUAGCUGCAAAGAAAAAUUAUACUGUAAAAAAAGUACAAUUAGAUGAGUGGUUGAAAUCUGGAUAUUUUAAUAAUACUGAUACUAUGAUACCUGAAGCGCUUAAAAUUAUAUCUGAAUAUAAUUAUUUUAAUAAAUUUUAUUCCAGGGCACUCUAUGACCUGCUGCAUCGCAUAACACAGGGACAACCAGCUGUUGAUGUAACCCAGAUGACCGUCGAAACAUUACUAUACACUCUAAAUCAAGUAACUCAUGAAGUUUGGCCAAGUUGUGAGAAACAAGCCUACGCAUACGUGGAAAAAUUAGAACAAUCCAAGUCUCGGAAAGUUUAUCCACCUCAUCGUUCUAAGCGUAUAAAUAAUACAAGCUAA
Messenger RNA from Cotesia congregata, 567 nucleotides. The record is from the annotation of a GenBank genome assembly. Lineage: Eukaryota; Metazoa; Arthropoda; Insecta; Hymenoptera; Braconidae.